Molecule: messenger RNA, 5300 nt
Organism: Alligator mississippiensis (American alligator)
Lineage: Eukaryota; Metazoa; Chordata; Crocodylia; Alligatoridae
Gene: TYSND1
Product: trypsin like peroxisomal matrix peptidase 1
Exons: 4
Coding region: 1-1566 (521 amino acids)
Biological process (GO): regulation of fatty acid beta-oxidation; protein processing
Cellular component (GO): peroxisome
Molecular function (GO): serine-type endopeptidase activity
Source: RefSeq, a predicted model, not a curated record
AUGUGGGCGCCGCCGGUACGGGGGGCGGCGGGGCUGGGCUGCGCGGUGAGCGCGUCCGACGCGGCGGGCGGGGGCGCGCGGAGCUGCAGCGGCGUUGUGCUGAGCCGCCGCCUGGGCCUCGUGCUCUGCCAUGGCGUCGUCUUCGCGCCUCUACUGGCGGCGGGCGCGGGGCGGCGGGCGCGGGGCUGGGCCUGGCCCCGGGGCGGCGCCCUGCUGCCGCGCAGCCUUCCCCCCGGCGCCCGCCUGCGCGUGCUGCGCCCGGGCCCGGGGCCGGCGCUGGAGGCGCGGCUGCUGCUGCUCGCGUGUUGCGCCGCCUUCCGCGACGCGCUGGCCGCCGCCCUGGGCCCGGCCGAGCCCUGGCGCUUCCCGGCUGGCGACGAGGAGGAGCCGGAGGCCGAAGGCGAGGCCGCGCUGCGCCGCCUGCCCUGGUUCGCGCUGCUGGCCGUGCCGGGCCUGGGCGAGGGGCCGGGGCUGGCGCGGCUGGGGGCGGCCGCGGGGCUGAGGCUGGGCCAGGUGCUUUGGGUCUGCGGGUCCCCGUUCGGCGCCCUCUGCCCGGACAUCUUCCUCAACACGCUGAGCUGUGGCGUGGUGAGCAACCUGGCUGGGCCCAGCAACGCCUUGGUCCUCACUGAUGCCCGCUGCCUGCCCGGCACUGAGGGCGCAGGCGUCUUUGCCACCUGCCCCGACGGGCCGCGUCUGGUGGGCGUCGUGGCAGCGCCACUGUGCUGCAAGGCCGGCCAGUGGGUGGGGCUGACGCUGGUGUGCUCCCUCGCCCACAUCCUGGACAGCCUCAGGGGCACCUUGGAGGGCCUGGCCGACUCGCAGCUGGCCUGCUGGCCACAGUUGGUUGUGGAGCCCCUGGGGAAGGCGCCGGAGCCGGGACGGCAGCUCCUGCCCCCCACGGUGCUGGUGGAGUGUGGCACCGUCUGGGGCUCGGGUGUCGCAGUGAAGCCGAGGCUGGUGCUGACCUGCCGACACGUGGUGAGCCAGGACUCGGCCGUCUGCGUGAGGGUGCGGCCCAGCCCCGAAACGAGCUCUGUCAUUAAUGGGAGAGUGGUGUUUGCUACACAAGAUGAUUCUCCCUUUGACAUAGCAGUAGUGGAACUACAGGAAAGCUUACUCUCUUUUGCAGAGCCAGUUUUAGCUUCCAAGUUUUGUGAAGGAGAAGAAGUAAGUGUUGUUGGCUUUGGUGUCUUCGGCCAGGCUUGUGGCCCUUCAGUGACAUCGGGAAUCUUGUCAGCUGUGAUCACUGUGGCUAACAAGCCUGUGAUGCUUCAGACAACCUGUGCAGUUCAUGGUGGCUCAAGUGGGGGUCCCCUUUUUUCUACCCACAGUGGAGAACUUCUUGGGAUUGUUGCCAGCAACACAAAGGACAACAGCAUCGGAGCUAUAUAUCCCCACCUGAAUUUCAGCAUCCCCAUCACUAUCCUGCAACCAAUGGUCUCUGAGUACAGCCACACUGGAAACUUGAGUGGCUUCCAGGAGCUAAACAGGGCCUGUGAAAGCAUCAAAGUAGUGUGGCGGCUCCAAAGGAAACCCACAGGUGUGCUACAUAGCAAGCUCUGAGGCUGGACAUCCUAGAGAGAAAAAAGGUAGAGCUCCUGUGAGCAGGGUAGCUGAGGGUGUGGGAAUUUAUGUUUUUAUUUCUAAUUAAUCAUAAAUUUUCCCAAAUAUGCCAAAAGUCAUGGUGUCUUUGGGGCUGACCAGCUGGCUUGAAAGUAGUGAUGAGAACCCACUGAAUGCGGACCAAAGCAAAAGAUAAUUGCCAGCUGCUACAAUGAACAGAAGCACUGAAAUCAUAAAGAUUUGCUGGAGUGAUUCCACAGAGUCCUGUGGGCUGCAAACUGUUGCAUUAACAGCAAUUUCCCUGGACACCACCAUGCUUUUGAUUCCUGGGAAUGUCCUCAGGAGCACAGUCUCCUUCAGCUUGCAGAUGCUGACUGGCUGUUCAUUAUCUGGAGUGCUGCUGAGACAGGAUAAACUAAUAUACAUGGGUAGCCAAUCACUGAAAGGACUCUACUACUUAGAAUAGCAGCAGGAGGGUGAUGAAUUGUUCAGGGUGCUGAUAGCUCGAGGAACAUAACUAAGCAGUGGGCCAAAACCAAUGAAAAGAAGGCAUUCAGGGGAAAUGUCCUAGGUUGGAAAGCCAUAAGAGAAUUGUCUGAGACCAAUAAAAUCCCACCUGGCUGAAGUCCUAACAUUGUAACAACUCUGCUCAGGUAGGAGGAUAGUCUAAUGGGACAUUUCCUUCAGAAAAGGUGACCAAGACAUACUGUGAGAGACUGCAUACUGAAGAGAUCCCUUGUGUCUGAGGUUUUGGCUAAGCCUGUGCCACUUAUCAUUUCAGUGGACUGCAAGUGAGUUAUUAGAGGUCUAUCCAGGUAUCCCAGCUUGAGCUUUGAUUGCAGACUGGAGAGCUUGAAGAGAUCUGUGAGGUUGAGUUAUUGCCCUGUACAAAAGGUUGAUAUCAGGUGUAAACGUGAACACAUAUUACUGCUGUCUUCCUUGCCUCCUUUGUUCCUUAGUCUCUAGCAAAAGAUUUUUACAGUCAGACAAGAAUUUUCAACCGCAGUUCCUGUCAUGAUUUCCUAAUAGUAAAAUUGGAUAUUGUGCUGGUGUUGGAGUGAUGAUGUACCUGUGAUGGUCUGGGAAAUAUGUGAGAGGUUAGGAUACUUUUUUGUGAAGAGGAGCAGUGUCUUACUGGGUUGGGAGAGGUUUUAGACAAGCUGUUGAGCCCAGUGGAAGAGCACUUCAUGGCCAAUAGUUUGUCUAAAAUCUCUCCCAACCAUGCACUUGGUCCAAUAAAAGAUAUCGCCAUUCAGAAACAUCCUUGCCUCUCAAGUUAUAAUGGCAUACCCACUUCAAGAAGAACUACAGCUACACAGUUUGUGGUGCUGGGCCUGUACCUGGGGAGCUGAAUGCAAUGGGAAGUAUUUGUAGCAGCAAAGAUGGAUCUUUCCUGGGGGAGAAUGCAGAAGAACACAGAUUUCACAAGGAGCAGGUGGGGCUCGCAGCACGCUGGCAAAAGGAACUGUUUUAAACAUGCUGUCAGAUGAAGCUGGUUGUGCUAUGCAAUGCAGAAGAAAAAGCCUGAUCCACAUCAAGUUUGUGCUGUAUAAUAUGCAGAAAAGGUUUACAUAAGUGCCCCACUUCCAAAUGCAGGAAAAAUACCCUGGGAGUUUCAUUUUGCUGUCCAAGAGGGCCUUGGUCAGGGAUCAAAUGCCUCUUAUGACCACUGGGUGCUGCUCUUGCUCUGGUGUUUUGGGCAGGAUGGCUAUGAGCAGCUUCUCCUGUUGCUUUUGCUGGCCAUGCAUCUUUUGUUUGUUUGUUUGGGUUUUCUUGGUCCCCCGGUGCUCAUAAGAUAUCCUGCCUCACAUUGAAACAGCUGCUUGAUCUCUGCUUGAUGGGAGGUCUCCUGCUUAAGCAUAAAAGACCCUAAGCUUGUCCAUUAGCAAUUUGGCAGCUUCUAACAGAUCAUCAAAUGGCUCUAUAGAGAGGAGUGGGGCAAAGCACUGAAGUGUACCAUUCGGAAGCACUGAAGUGGACCUAUUAUGGACCUUGAAACUGGAGAUGGGUCAAGGAGGUUUAGUUUGAUUCUGGAUAUAGAGUUCAGGGCUUCUCAGAUCCAGGAUUUGUGCCUUUAAUUAAAACCGUGCAUACACAUAUGAGAGAAUGAGUUAAUGUGCCUGCUGGGGUUGUGCGCCAGAAGAAUCACCAACUUUAGCAUCUGCUGUGUUUGAAUUUUAUUAGUGGGAGUUUAGAGCAGAAAAACUGGCCCUUUUGGAAGGUCCUGCUGCUUUCACAGGAGAGCACCUCUUACCAUCUGAAUCACUUAACUCAUCUAGGCAGGUGGGAGGAGUUACACAGCCAAAAAGUUGCUUGGAAGCAGAUAGCUUCUCAACUUGAGCUGAUAUGAAGCUAGAUCCUGCCAGGUUCCUGCUGACUCUUUAUGCCACGUGCAGAGCACAAUGAAUCCCACCUGUCCGUAUGUCUGUGCAGCUCUAAUAGCUGGCUGCGCAGGUGUAAGGGAUCAGACUUUGGCUUAAGGCACGGCUGAAUACACAGCUGCUUGCUGUAGGAUUCAUCCUGUGCUCAUCUAGGUUGUGAAUCAUAGAUCACCUGCCUGAAGGAAACAGAACUUCCUAAGAACAUGCUCUUCAUGCCAAUAUGCUCCACUUCACUCUUGAUUUGGCUGCUUGUAGAGCUGUUGACAAAUAUCUGUGAAAACAAUGCAGGAUUCAUCACUUUGUGGGUGACGAGACUUAGCUGGUUUUAUGUGGGUAGGUCCAAUGGCUUGGUUCCCCAUUUGUUUCCCAGCUUCUUGCAUUCACCUUGAGACAUAUCAAACCCCCUUUGGACAGCCAUAGAAGAAAUGACCUGCCUGAAUAGAUAUUUUUUUGGCAGGGUGGGGAAAUGGCCAGCUCAUAAAUUAUUUGGUUUUCCUAUUGCUUAGGCAAUAAAAUCUCUGUGACUUCAGCCCAUUCUUCCUCUGUCAUACAAAAGAGAAAUGAGUUUAUUUAAACAAAGGUGAAAGAAAUAUGAGUUCUUCCUUACCAGCACGCAGGAGAUAAGAAACUGCUAAUGUCUCUACUGAGCUCAUAGCAGCAGCCUUAGGGUGCAGAAAUCUCUCAUGCUGCCAUCUGACAGCUUCCCUUAAAGCCCACCCAGGUGUGGUCUCAGUAGAACAGUCAGGUACAGAUGCCUUUGAUCAGAUGUAGUCUCUGUGAUGGAGAGUCAGUUUCAAGGGAACUGUUUUACACAUUAAAUUAAUGCAAGUAUUUGUGAAUGAGAUCUCUGCCUCAACAGGAAAGUGUCUGUGCCACACAGAUGGUCUUUGCAGUCCUUUACAGCCUGGAUCAUCAGGGAGAGGUGGGUAUUUUCAAGACAAGGGGCUGUAGAGAGCUUUGCCUGCCUGAAAAUGAAAUCCAGGUGUUCAAAAUGAUGUCCUUUUCAAUUUAAUAAGCCUCAACUCUCACCUAUUCAGCAUACUGUUUAUAAAGUGGUCUCUGGGCUGGGACAGCUGGGCCCUAAUUGUUGCAGUGCAGGUGUGUAACUGCCUCUGAUGUGCACAUCUAACAGUUUCUUGAGCAGACUGGGUGGCUGUGCAAGCAAAUGCAUCUAGCCCUUUGUGUCAGCUGUGCCAUUGCAAACAUAGGCAUGUAUGACAGGGGCUGUUGCUUGUGUGUGUCAUGUGAAUGAGAACUGGGCUGUUGGUGCUAUUCUGCAGUAGAACUCUGUUUUUUCCUCACUGCUGUUUGUAAUCCCAUCUGAAUCUGUAAACUAAAACCCAUUAAAGUCAA